GGAGAAAAAACUCAUGAAUGUCAGACAUGUGGGAAGGCCUUUAUUCAGACCUCUAGUCUUAACAGACCUAUGAAAACUCAUAGUGGAGAGAAGCCUUAUAUAUGUCAGGUGUGUGGCAAGGCCUUUACUCAGUCGUCAAGCCUCAAUAAACAUGCAUUUAUUCACACUGGAGAGAAACCGUAUAUAUGUAAGGAAUGUGGAAAGGCCUUUGAUAGACCCUCAAGACUUACUAUACAUAGAAGAAUUCACACUGGAGAGAAACCGUAUAUAUGUAAGGAAUGUGGAAAGGCCUUUGCUAGAGCCUCAAGACUUACUAUACAUAGGAGAAUUCACACUGGAGAGAAACCGUAUAUAUGUAAGGAAUGUGGGAAGGCCUUUACUGAAUCCUCAAGCCGUAGUAUACAUAGGAGAAUUCACACUGGAGAGAAACCAUAUAUAUGUAAGGAAUGUGGAAAGGCCUUUGCUGUAGCCUCACGACUUAGUUUACAUAGGAAAAUUCACACUGGGGUGAAACCGUAUAUAUGUAAGGAAUGUGGAAAUACCUUUGCUGACGCCUCAAGACUUAGUGUACAUAGUAGAAUUCACACUGGAGUAAAACCGUAUAUAUGUAAGGAAUGUGGAAAGGCCUUUACUUUGGCCUCAAGACUUAGUGAACAUCGGAAAAUUCACACUGGAGAGAGACCCUAUGUA
Molecule: messenger RNA, 690 nt
Organism: Sorex fumeus (smoky shrew)
Lineage: Eukaryota; Metazoa; Chordata; Mammalia; Eulipotyphla; Soricidae
Product: zinc finger protein 675-like
Exons: 1
Biological process (GO): regulation of transcription by RNA polymerase II
Cellular component (GO): PcG protein complex; transcription regulator complex
Molecular function (GO): RNA polymerase II cis-regulatory region sequence-specific DNA binding; DNA-binding transcription factor activity, RNA polymerase II-specific
Source: RefSeq, a predicted model, not a curated record